Ustilaginoidea virens is the source of this 975-nucleotide messenger RNA. RefSeq lists its product as uncharacterized. Lineage: Eukaryota; Fungi; Ascomycota; Sordariomycetes; Hypocreales; Clavicipitaceae. The coding region runs from base 1 to 975 and encodes 324 amino acids. The record is from RefSeq and is a predicted model, not a curated record. The transcript has 5 exons.
AUGUCGACCAAGAUUAUCGCAGCAUGUCUUCUGGGCGCAGCAUGGGCCGUGCCUUGUGCCCCCUCCGCGGCUCCCUCCAGCUCACUCGGCAGCACUGCCCCUGCCCUCUCGGCUAGGAAAGCAGCCAACAGCGGCCACUUGACGCCGCUCAGGGCGGCAAAACGCACCUCUGCCGUCGCGGCAAAGGGGACGCGACGGCACCAGCGAGGAGGCCGCGUCCAAAACCCCCGUCUGGCGUCACACGACGCAGCCAACGUCCGGGACGGCGUCGGCAGCGGCGUCGACUCCUACACCACGUACCUGGGGACGGGAUCCGUCUCGGAGGGCUGGCCCGACCGGUCCCGCUGGGUCUCGUUUGAAAACAUGUUCGACAACUACAAGAGCCAGAUGCUCCAGUCGUGCGGCUGGCAGAACCCCCCCCAGCCCAACAACAGCGGCGCCGAGCUCGUCGACAUCUGGGACGGGAUCCAGAGGGCCGCGGCGGCGACAGGCGUCGACCAUCGCUUCAUCCUCGCGGUCGUGAUGCAGGAGUCGCACGGGUGCGUCCGCGCGCCGACGACAAACAACGGCGUCCGGAAUCCCGGGCUGAUGCAGUGCCACAACGGCCGCGGCACCUGCAACGACAACGGGCACACGCUGAAUCCGUGUCCGUCGGGGACGAUCCAAGAGAUGAUUAGCGAGGGGACGGCGGGGACCGACGCGGGCGACGGCUUGGCCGGCUGCAUCAACCGUUCCGGCAGGGAUGACGUUUCCGCCUUUUACCGGGCCUCCAGGAUCUACAACUCGGGGUCUAUUGCGAGCUCUGGGCUCUUGCAGGACGGGAUUGCGACGCACUGCUACGCCAGCGACAUUGCCAAUCGUCUUACCGGGGCCGACCCCAAAGGCACGGCUUCCCAGAAGCAGCGGUUUGCGAAAACCAACCACCGUCUGAAGCCGGAUCGGUGUGACUUGCCACCGGGGGAAGAGCAGACAUAG